Molecule: messenger RNA, 3051 nt
Organism: Sorex araneus (European shrew)
Lineage: Eukaryota; Metazoa; Chordata; Mammalia; Eulipotyphla; Soricidae
Gene: AAR2
Product: AAR2 splicing factor
Exons: 4
Coding region: 232-1386 (384 amino acids)
Biological process (GO): spliceosomal tri-snRNP complex assembly
Source: RefSeq, a predicted model, not a curated record
CCGGGAGGAAGGACUUCCGGCGCGUUUCCGCGGUGCGGGAGGGUGGCCCGAGUCCCGGGGCUGGAGCGCGACCCCCGCCGCUGGGCGCUGCUCUGCCCGCUUGUGGCUCGCGGGGGGCCGGAUUCAGGACCGCGGCGGCUCGGCAGGCCCCAGGAGCAACCGUCGCGGAGCCUCGGGCGGCCCGGGACACGCGGGCUGUUCUAGAAGACCGGGCCGUCCGCCGCCAGCCCCAUGGCUGCCAUGCAGAUGGACCCUGAGCUUGCCAAGAGCCUCUUCUUUGAGGGGGCCACCGUGGUCAUCUUGAACAUGCCCAAGGGCACAGAAUUUGGCAUCGACUACAACUCCUGGCAGGUGGGGCCCAAGUUCCGGGGUGUGAAGAUGAUCCCGCCGGGCGUCCACUUCCUGCACUACAGCUCCGUGGACAAGGCCAACCCACGGGACGUGGGCCCUCGCAUGGGCUUCUUCCUGAGCCUGCAGCAGCGCGGGCUGGUGGUGCUGCGCUGGAACGCGCUCCGCGAGGAGGUGGACCUCAGCCCCGCCCCGGAGGCCGAGGUGGAGGCCAUGCGGGCCAACCUGCAGGAGCUGGACCCGUUCCUGGGCCCUUACCCCUAUGGCACACUCAAGAAGUGGAUCUCGCUCACCAACUUCAUCAGCGAGGCCUCCGUGGAGAAGCUGCAGCCUGAGAGCCGGCAGAUCUGCGCCUUCUCCGAGGUGCUGCCCGUGCUGUCCAUGAAGCACACCAAGGACCGGCUGGAGCAGAACCUGCCGCGCUGCGGCACCGAGUGCAAGAGCUACCAGGAGGGCCUGGCCCGGCUGCCCGAGAUGAAGCCCCGGGCCGGGACGGAGAUCCGCUUCUCCCAGCUGCCCACGCAGAUGUUCCCGGCAGGUGCCACACCGGCCGAGAUCACCCGGCACAGCAUGGACCUGACCUACGCCCUGGAGACUGUGCUCAGCACGCAGUUCCCCGGCAGCCCCCAGGAUGUACUCGGGGAACUCCAGUUUGCCUUCGUCUGCUUCCUGCUCGGGAAUGUGUACGAGGCUUUUGAGCACUGGAAGCGACUCCUGAACCUCCUGUGCCGCUCAGAAGAAGCCAUGACCAGGCACCACGACCUCUACACGCACCUUAUCUCCAUCCUGUACCACCAGCUCGGAGAGAUCCCUGCAGACUUCUUCGUGGACAUUGUCUCGCAGGACAACUUCCUCACCAGCACCUUACAGGUUUUCUUCUCCUCCGCCCGCAGCGCCGCCGUGGACGCCACCCUGAGGCAGAAAGCGGAGAAGUUCCAAGCGCACCUCACCAAGAAGUUCCGCUGGGACUUCGAGGCGGAGCCCGAGGACUGUGCCCCUGUGGUGGUGGAGCUCCCCGAGGGCGCGGCUACCGGCUAGCGUGGGGGGCCCCCGGGCUCCCCAUCACCCCUUCCUGGGUCCAUAACACCAGAGCCAGAGUUCCCUCUUCGUCUGUACAUAAAUUACUUCAGUGCCACAGCAGCUGUCCCCGUCCGGCAGGCACGAGUGGGGCUUCCCCGCAGCCUCGCCUCGGUGCUAUGGUGACUGGAUCCCUGAUGCUCUCACGGAAGCUCCUGGGUGAGAGAGACCCACCUCACCUCAGAGUUGGAGGGAGAGACAGCCCUGACUCUGGGAGAACUCGUUGCUUUUUUUUCCCAGAAGCAACAAGAAAGCCUGGACUUUCUCCUCUCAGGGGCCUGAGGAGUCGUUUGGGAAGUUAGAGGAUCAGGGGAUCCUGAGUGCAGAUCCGUCCCGGCCAGCUUGGCUGUGUUCUCCCCCGAGGCUCAGACUGGGAGGGACAUCACACAAGGUGACGGUUAGCUUGAGUCUGACAAAUGGUCAGUUUUGGUUUUCUCCACCUUUUUGCUAGUUUGGUUGGUUUGGGGGCCACUUCGAUAGUGCCCAGAGCUCACCUCCGGCUCUGCACUCGGGACCGUAUGGGGUACUGGAGAUCAAACCCAGGCUGGCCACAUGCCAGGCAAACACCCUACCCAGUGUGCUAUCCCUCUGGCCCUGUUUUCUCCAUCAUGGGCCUUUUUUCACAUAUCUGGGAGGCAGAAGGUGGGGCGAGGGGGGCGAUGGUUGUGCAGCCGCCCAAACCCUGCCCAUCUCUUCUGUUCAGAAGCUCCAGACCCACAGAGGGUCUUGACAACCCUCCCAAUGGGCAUGUCCCCUCCACAGACACUUUGGUGAUCUGACAAUUCAACCCAGAAAGGGGAAAAAAGCUUCUUGGGACCAGGGAGAGAGAACAGGGUUAAGGCACUUGCCUUGCUUGGCGCCGACCCUGGUUUGGUCCCUGGCACUGCCAGGUGUGGCCCAGCACCCCGUCCCCACCCCCGAAAUAAGUGACUUGCUCUGGCUGUCUUUUUAUCCCUGCUGAAGUUUUGGGGACCUGCUCAGGUCGGGCUUCCUGGCCCUGAGGUGGAACUGGCAGAGGGAGGCCCGAGGGGCCGUCCAUCAGCACAGGGGUCCGGCCACCCUGACCUCAAGCUCUUGUGCUCUGAUCACGUCCCUCCUCCAGCCUCUCAUCCCUCCUCCAGCCUCUCCCAGGCAGUGCUUGGCCAAGCCUCUGAGUGCGGAUCCCUGCUGGUAAAGACCCUCGAUCCACUUGUUUCCCUGGAGAUGUUUUUCCUAGAGGAUAAUGUACAUUAAAGUCUUGGAGUGGAGACUAAAUCCCUCUGUGCGAGUCUCUUUGUUAACCUGUCCAGCCCCCAGGGCAGCCAGGCUGCUGCGCAUGCGCAUGGCUCAGCUGUCUCCCGGCAGCCCCAGGUGUGGGCAGCCGGCACCGGUUCCUGUGAGCAGAGCGGCUUCAGGGAGCGCACGCCCACGCCUGGACCCCUGGUCUGGCUUGCACAGUUUGUCGCUCCCUCAGCUACAGUCUGAACAUCGAGUGAGAGACCGUCUUCACAGAACUGUCAUUGCAUUUAUGGUUAAACUUGUACGUCCACGUGUGCAGGCGAGCCUCGGGUGGGAGGGGCGCUUUAUUCCUUUAUUCCCAAGGAUAAGGGAAUGACUGUGGUGUUUUUAUAAUAAGCACAAAUUUGA